Maudiozyma barnettii is the source of this 1038-nucleotide messenger RNA. Its product is annotated as aldo/keto reductase. Bases 1 to 1038 code for a protein of 345 amino acids. The transcript has a single exon. Lineage: Eukaryota; Fungi; Ascomycota; Saccharomycetes; Saccharomycetales; Saccharomycetaceae. The record is from RefSeq and is a predicted model, not a curated record.
AUGCCUACUAAAAUAGCUAAACAAGUUAGAUUUGGUGGUACAGGUAUCAAAGUAUCUCCAAUUAUCGUAGGAUGCAUGUCCUAUGGCUCAAAAGAUUGGGCUUCAUGGGUUGAAGAUGAUAAAGAAAAAAUAUUCAGCAUUUUGAAAUAUUGUUAUGAUCAUGGAUUGCGUACUUUUGAUACCGCUGACGUCUAUUCUAAUGGAGCUAGUGAAAGAUUAUUAUGUGAAUUUUUAAAAACAUAUAAUAUUAAAAGAGAAACAGUAAUUAUCAUGACCAAAGUGUUUUUCCCAAUGGAUGAAUCUGUUGCAGUGACUCGUACAGGUUCUAAUGACGAAAAUUAUGCCUUAAAUUUGAUUAAUCAACAAGGUUUAUCACGUAAACAUAUUCUGGCCGGUGUCAAAAAUGCAGUCGAAAGAUUGGGAACAUAUAUCGAUGUCUUACAGAUCCAUCGGUUUGAUUACGACACCCCAAUCAAGGAGACAAUGAAGGCCCUGAAUGAUGUUAUUGACUCCGGUGACGUUAGAUACAUUGGGGCAUCUUCAAUGUUACCUACCGAAUUUGUUGAAAUGCAAGCUGUAGCAGAGAAAUAUGGCUGGUAUCAAUUUGUAAAUAUGCAGUCAUGUUAUAACUUAUUAUACAGGGAAGAUGAACGCGACUUAAAUAUAAGCUGUAAGAAGCAUAAUAUUGCAUUGACACCGUGGUCUCCAAAUUGUCGUGGUAUCUUAACAAGACCAUUAGGUACAAAGACAGAUAGAUUUGUUAAGGAUAGGGUUAUCGGAGCUUGGGAUUUACCUAAUUUACCUCCUGCGGAUAGAGAGAUAGUUAACCGUGUUGAAGAAUUGUCAAAGAAAAAGGGAAUAUCGAUGGCUGUUUUAUCUAUUGCAUGGGUUUCUUCUAAAGGCUGCUUCCCUAUUGUCGGCAUUAAUAAGAUGGAGAGAGUCGAUGAUGCCUUGGCGGCACUGGAUGUAACCUUUACAGAAGAAGAAUUAAACUAUUUAGAAGAACCUUAUAUCCCCAAACCUUUCCGUAUUUAUUAA